AAAUAGUUUAUUAAUGCAAAUCCCUUCAGACUUGAAGCGAAACCUAGACCGGCUAUCCCCAAAAUGGGGAAUCUCAUCUAUCUCAGAGAAAAUACAUGAAAUCUUCCUUGCUAGAGAAGGGUCAAGAUGAAGCUGAAACCUCGCUGUGAAUUAUAGUUUUAAUAUAAACAACACCAGUCGAUCCCCAGGCGACACUUCGACUAUUAUGGCAAAUAAAAACCAAGGUACAGAAGAAGAGCCUUCACAGGAGCCCAAGAUCAGAGCAUAUGACAUUGCUGAAAUAUUACAAGAGAACUAUGCAUUCCUGUCAGGUGGAAAAGACCAUUAUAACAACUUGAUAGUCACCAUCCCUGUUGAUUCAAAAAUCAACAUAGCAGACGACAAUUAUAUCAAAAUAGUUUUCAAGUAUCUUUUAGAUUUGUCAUCAAGAUUUUUUGACUAUGAAGAAUGUGUAAAACAAGAAUUCACUGUGAUACUAGAUAGACGAAAAGGACGGUGGAGCAAUGUCAAUACCACCCUGGCAAAGCUAAAGAACACUUUCCCAUCUCCUAUCAGCUGUGUAUUCGUGUUAAAACCACAAGGGAUAAUCCAGAAAUUUAUGGGUGGAAGUGCAAGCCAAGAAGCGCAGGCAACGUUCAAGAUUGUGGUACUUGGGAGCGUAGCAGACUUGCAAACGUAUAUUGAACAAGACCAGCUGUCAACUGAUUUGGGAGGAAAAUUGGAAUACAAGCAUGAAGAAUGGAUAGAAAACAGAAGUGCUAUCGAAAGAUUUUAUUGUAAGGUCGAAGAAAUAUCGAAAAAGCUUGACAUGAUGCGAAGAAAAUUUGAGCGAACGGAGAUAACCUCUAGCAUACAGGAAAUGGAGUUCACUCUGGAAUCACAGAAAGAACUAUGGAAGGAUAUUAAAGAAGAUAUUAUUAGUACAAGAAUGACAGGGGUAACUUUGCUUAAAUGUAUUCACCCAAGUAGGAAUAAAGACGAUGAAAAUGAUAAUGCUGUUGGUCCAGACGUCAAAGCCAAUACCACCGAACUCGAAGGACUCUUCAAAAAAUUGAACGAUUCUGAUAAAGAAUUUGAGAGAUUUUUCGAAAAUCAUGAAAUGAAGUUUCGACAAGGGUUAGAAAUAUCAUUAUUUGAGCUGGAAGUUGGUCAGAUUACAGGACUCCUUUUCGCGGCAACCAGUAAAGUGUCGACAAUGGUUGACGUAGGAGACAGCAGAAUGGCUGCCGAAAAACUAUUGGAUGAGCUACACACGUUUAAGACUACUACGUCACGAGAUCCUAUCAGUCGAGCCAAAGCCCUGAUCGAGAAGGGAAAGGAAUUAGCAGAGAAAGACUCACUAUCGAAAAGAACCGUAAAGAUGAGAUGCGACGAGCUGUCACAAUCGUGUGCUGAAUUGAACAACAAGAUCGAGAUGAGAGAAAAACAACUGAAAAAUGCCAUGGAUAUCCAUGAUUGUCUGCAGCAGGUGAGUGGGUGGUGCACAAAAGGGAGCGAUCUUCUCGCGACACAACCAGUCGAGAAAUUCCAGACUUCAGAAGGAGCAGAGAAAUGUCUGGAAGAGAUAGAGAGCUUCCUCAAAGACCGACAAGGCAUAAGUUUAAAGAAGCUGAACCAACUAGAAAAAAUGAGCAAAGAAUUAGGGAAUACAUUUCUAAUCAAUAAAGUGAAAGAUUCGUUGAAGAGGAUUGGUCAGGUGAAUGAAAUGAUGACCAAGAGAGAGAACAGUCUCAAGCGCAUGGUGGCCAAGAGACCUGUCCAGCCAGUCACAGCUCUCCAGGUUGACAAAGGAGAACCAAAACGAAAAUCAAGCUCACCGUCAAACGCGCCCAAAUCCGCAGAAUCGAAACGGAAGAUGAGCUCUGCAUCUGCAGGAGAAGCGCGGAAAGUAAAACCCAGUCCUACUCCUAAAAGACCCGUGUCUAUCGUAGUAUCGAAUAAUUCCGAUCCACCAUCACCUGUACCUUUAGCGAAAAACUACGCCAAGGCUGUAUCUAUACCAGACCUCUUGGAUGCCGUGGACGGCGAAGAUACUACAGAGAUUAUCAAAAAACGAAUGCAGAUAAUGAUGGAACUGGUAGCAACUGAGCGGGAUUACGUGGAGGAUCUACGAUGCAUCAUUCGCGGUUACAUCAGGGAAUUCGAAAAAGCCAGUGAUAAAAUACCACCAAAUCUUUACGACAAAAAGAAUAUUAUAUUUGGAAACGUUGAACAAAUUUAUGAGUUUCAUAAUGAGGAGUUUUUGAAGGAGUUGGAAAAGUGUGUGGACGAUCCGCUUCUUGUUGGCGAGGUGUUCCACGAAAAAAGAGACGAUUUUGAUAUGUAUGCCGUAUAUUGCAAGAACAAACCUGCUUCAGAAGCGCUGCAACAAGACUUUGUUAAUCUGCCGAUUGUUAAAGAGUGGCAAAAUAAACUGGGGCACAAGCUUCCACUUUCCGCUUAUCUUCUUAAACCUGUACAGAGAAUAACAAAAUACCAAUUACUACUGAAAGAAAUGAUGAAAAAUACUCGAAAUAAUAGGGAUGCGUACGUGAGUCUGAUGGAAGCAUUACAAUCAAUGCAGAGCGUCCUACGUCACCUAAAUGACGUCAUGCACUCUAGAGGCCUCAGAGGUUACCAUGGUAACUUGGCAGAACUUGGCAAACUGCUCCUGCAAGAUUCUUUUAAUGUUUGGCAUGUGAAUAAACGAGGAAUCCUGCCAUUGAGAGGACGACCAAGACAGGUUUUUCUCUAUGAAAAGAUGGUUAUCUUUUCGAAAAGGGAGGAGGAUUUCAGCAGGAAGGAUGUGGUUUGUUACCAGUACAAAAACAGCUUGAAGCUAAGUGAAACUGGCAUAACUGAAACAGUCAAGCACGCCCCUAUGAAAUUUGAAUUAUGGCUGAACAACAGAUCUGAAGUCUUUAUUCUACAGGCUGUAUCCCAAGAGGAAAAAGAAAAAUGGGUGGCAAAACUGCGAGAUGUAUUACUUAGCCAAUUUGACCAAGCCAAAGCUGAACAGAAGUUCAAAAGCCAAGAAUUAGGAAAAUGGAAUUCAACACCUACCCUUGGACAAGAAAACCAAAAUAAUUUGCACUCAAAGACCUUAUCAGUAACAUCACUGGAUCAGGAGAGUGGUAAUACCUAUGAUGAUGAUGGAUUUGACAGUGAUGAGUUUGAUAGUGAUGAAAGUCCUGAUGAAUGCACUUCUCUAGGAAGCUCAGUACAACCCUUGGGACAGCUCAUGCAACAUGGCUUCAAGUACACAGCUCUGGCAGAAUACUAUGCCAUUGAAUCAGGUGAAAUGACUGUUAAACCAGGACAAGCUAUUGAGGUUCUAAAAAUCGGCAACGAUGGAUGGUGGUAUGCAAGAGAUAUAGCAUCACAACAACAAGGGUGGGUUCCAGCAAGCUACCUUGAACCACUUGUGCCAUCACAGUAAUCCUUAGUAAAGACCAUAUGCAAACAAAUUACCUCAGAAGCAAGAGUAUGAGCUAAAUGGUAGCCUGACACUUUCCCUCUUUUGAGUUGUUUCCCCUCCGAAGGAAGACCCAUUGUCAACUGUAUGGAGAAUUAUUCAAUAGUUGUACUCAUAUUGGUACAUACUGUACACAUACACAUUUACUGCAAUGAAAUUGCACACUCUUCAUCAAGGACCAAAAAGGAUACACAAAUAUGUGAUUGCCAGAUUUUUACUUCAAAUGGCUUCAAACAGCAUAAUGGAUGCCUUCAGAAAAUAUUGAUCACAGCCAAGAAUCUCAAUCUUAGACAAGUUCUAGAGAUUUGGUUUGAAAUCUCAAUUAUCAUCUAUGUUUUGAGGUGCUGGGUGGUCAAGAUUGCUGAUACUGGGUGUCAAUAAGGGUCAAGGCCCUUCAAAAAAAUUCUUAAUCCACUAUCUUUUCUUGGCCAUACCUUUACACAUGCAAGUGGUUUCUGUACAAAAUUCUAAAGAAAGUAACCCCUCUGCAACAUGAGCACCAAUUAUUUAGCUUAGUUAUUAUUCAAAUUAGUUCAAUUUACGAUGAAAUGGGAUUGUAGAUAUUUUUGUAUGAAAAUUAAGUGGCCAGAAAAUUUUGAAGAGAGAAUAUUUUUUAUUAAUGAAAUGGUAUGAAAGUUUUUAAAAUUUCUUUAGUGGAAUUAUUUAAAUAGAAUGUAGUGUUUAGGUUUAGAACAGGAGAAGUCAGGGGUGUGGCCAGAGAUGUCCAUAACCCCCACACCCCCCCNCCCCCCCCGCCAUUUCAAUAUCAAAACUAGUCUAUGUUAUUCCUCAUCUUUACCUCUGAACCAUCUGUACUAGGGCUCUGGCUGCGCUCCUACUAUUAUUGUAUAAUUAGAUUUAAGAUAUCUGUCCAUAUCUUGAUUUACUUAGUAUUCUAUUUUGCCAUGACAACAAAAUGAAAACCCAUGAGGGAGGGGUCAGGAGUUGUAUCAGUCAUCACUACAUUCAUAUUGAUUUACAAACACAUCCAUACUUAAUAUUUAAGUCUUGAAGACAACAGAUUUAAAAUUGAGGUUUCAUGAAUGUUUUAAAGAGAUUUCAUUUCACAAAAGAUAAAAUUAAUUAUUCCGUUUUAUCCUACAAGAAUGCUGCCAUGAAACCCAUCUAUAGAUGAAAUCAACAUUAAAUCGAGAAGAAGCAAACAGUUACUGCAAUUUUCAAUAUCCCUGCAAACUUGGUAGUUACAAGUUGCAUGCUGUUUUCACUGCCGUCA
This is a messenger RNA of Actinia tenebrosa (Australian red waratah sea anemone), 4688 nucleotides long. RefSeq names its product guanine nucleotide exchange factor DBS. The record is from RefSeq and is a predicted model, not a curated record. Lineage: Eukaryota; Metazoa; Cnidaria; Anthozoa; Actiniaria; Actiniidae. Gene Ontology annotation, molecular function: protein binding; guanyl-nucleotide exchange factor activity. Gene Ontology annotation, biological process: intracellular signal transduction. Gene Ontology annotation, cellular component: cytoplasm.